Molecule: messenger RNA, 1818 nt
Organism: Daldinia vernicosa
Lineage: Eukaryota; Fungi; Ascomycota; Sordariomycetes; Xylariales; Hypoxylaceae
Exons: 6
Coding region: 1-1818 (605 amino acids)
Source: RefSeq, a predicted model, not a curated record
AUGCUUCAAAGACCCCGUGAUAUACUGACUGCUCACGACCUUCACUCAACGAGCUCUGUUCCUCGCUAUCAUCUUUAUCAACAUCGCCACCGUCAGUUGCACGAAUCUCUUCAUACUUACAGCUUGGCUAUCGGGCGGGUAAAACCGAACCGUUACCCCCAGAUCAACUAUUUCAAUUCCUUUGAGCACGCUUGGGACGCGACUACGACGAAGCUCGUGGCCCAGUGGGAGCGGAUCAACCCCCGUCGUGAACAUCGCCUCAAGCGAAGCAUGGUCAAGAAGUUGACCUUAUCUAGGAGUGACUUUACUAAGCCGCAGAUACCAGAACCGACAAGCGCCGGUGACUCGCAGAAUAGGAUAGCUUGUCCCGACCAUAUUCUAGCUGGGGACUCGCUCGUCGUUAACAAUACUAGAUUUGCCAAUCUAGACCCCGAGAAAUGUCUAGGCGAGCUUAGCGUAUACAGGAAAGAAUUCAGUAUACAGCACGAAGGAUAUAAUCCUGGGGAACCAUCACAGAAGCGAUCUAGAGUAGCCGGUCUUAUGGAGGGCGAAAAGCAGACACGCGCUGCUCGAGAACUCAGCCGUUGCCAACUCAACCACGGAAGUGAGAGAGGACUGACACCUGAUCAGUACGUGGCCAUCAAGAGACAAGAGGGCGUCGCGCUUGUAAUGGCUAAGUUUAACCGGUGGUUCGAUAAGAGACUCGCAAUUAUCUCCUGGUUAUAUGUCGCAGCGCAUUUCUUUGCUCAUGCAUGCGAGGCAUCUGAAGCCUCGGGUAGCUCCGCCGGUAGCUCUAAAAGCACAGAGUCCGGAAGUGGUAGUUCUGGGCAAGGCCAAUCAGGCCGUUCAACUCGGACAAAACGUCGAUUGGGCGGAGAUGACCAGGAUAAUUCUUCGGCCGGGGGAGACGAAGGUGAUCCGGAUAGAGGCGGCAGCAAACGUGCGAAGAAAGAUACGGAAUCGGAGCGAAAGUUCGCUUGUCCUUUCUACAAAAAUGAUCCCAAAGCGCAUAACAAACACCGCAGCUGCGCCGGUCCAGGUUGGACUUCCCUGCAUCGCUUGAAGGAGCAUCUUUAUCGAGCUCAUCGAUUACCGAAGCAUAUCUGUCCUAGAUGCAACGAUCCCUUCGAUGAUGCCAAGGAUCUAGCUGAACAUCUCCGGGCUGACGUGCCUUGCGAGAAGUUAGAUGUGGUCCCAGUGCUGCAAGGCAUCGACGAGGCCACCGAAGCAAAGUUAAAAGUGCGAAGGAAGAAUUGUCCCGGUAUGACUGACGAGCAGAGAUGGGGAGAGAUUUACAAGAUCCUGUUCCCGAAUGCUAACUUUAAUGCUAUGCCGACUCCAUAUUAUGACGGCAACGAUUCGCUGGGAUUCUCCAAACGUGCCGAAUGGAAGAAGGUGGAGAAGCGGCUUAGAAGAGAGUUGCCCAAGUUCGUACAGAAGAAGGUCGAGAGGUCAUUCGAGAAAGUUCAGGCUGAUAUGUUGGUCGGCCUCCCUGACAUCAUUCGUGAUGGUCUGUUCGAGUUCUUCAAGGACCUCCCACAUAAUGAUUUGUCGGCGUCGGCAACUCCUGCUGCAACUCCGAGGGCUCGUACGCCUAGCUCGCCAGUCGCAAAGGAACAGCCCGCUCUGACGAGCGAGGAAGACAAGGACGCUUUAUUGGACAUGUCGUAUUUUUUGGACCCUACGUUCGACGAAUUUGACAUGAGCCAGUUUGACUUUGGCAAUUUUAACGACUGCCACGUUACUGACAAGUACUCAGACUCCGGUUAUGCUUCCACUAGUACCGGGAGGGACGGUACUGUCGAGACAGAUAUUUGA